Culicoides brevitarsis is the source of this 6209-nucleotide messenger RNA. It is a transcript of the gene polybromo, whose product is annotated as protein polybromo-1. Bases 331 to 5469 code for a protein of 1712 amino acids. Gene Ontology annotation, molecular function: chromatin binding; protein binding. The transcript is spliced from 9 exons. The record is from RefSeq and is a predicted model, not a curated record. NCBI's taxonomy places the organism in Eukaryota, Metazoa, Arthropoda, Insecta, Diptera, Ceratopogonidae. Gene Ontology annotation, biological process: chromatin remodeling; transcription elongation by RNA polymerase II. Gene Ontology annotation, cellular component: SWI/SNF complex; RSC-type complex.
GCGCUUGGGUUUCUCUAAAAAUCGCGUUUUUCGUAAGUUUUACAAUAAAUUAAAGGAAAUUACCGUGAAAAAUCGCGAUUAAACCGCCGCGCGAACUCUUGCAAAUCAAAGUUUCACGUGUACACUCGUAUAAAUGUAUGAUCUUACAUUAACUGCGAAAAAUCUCACAAACAGUUUGUUAUUGAUAUUUUGGGGAUCGGUAAUUGUCCUUACAAUCGCUAUUUUGAUAAGUUAUCGGAACGUGGACGUGAGUGUCGGUGCCGAGAAGGGCAGCGAACGCAAGCAAAAGGAAAAGUCACAGUAGGAAUCGCAAAAAAAAAAUAAAGAAGAAUGAGUAAGCGUAGGAUAGCGAGUCGCGCUAGUUCAGUGGCGACUGAGUCAUCGGAGGAGUAUAUCACACCUGAUGUUGCACCCUCGACACGUAAACGGAAGAAACUCGAUGGAAGUGAACAAUGUCAGCAGUGCUACGACGCGAUCCGGAACUUUAAGAAGGAAGAUGGCACGACAAUUUGCGAUGUUUUUGUUCGUGUGCCGAAGCGUCGAACGAUGCCCGAGUACUAUGAAGUCGUCACAGAUCCCAUUGACUUGCUAAAAAUCCAGCAGAAAAUCAAAACAGACGGAUAUUCGAGCUUAACUGAACUGCAAACGGACAUCGAGUUGCUGGUAGAGAACGCCAAGGCCUUCUACAAACCCGAUUCCGAGGAAUAUGAGGACGCCGUAACGCUCUGGGAAGUAUUCCAGACGCAAAAGAAGAAAGUUGAAGAGACAAAUGGCAGUGGCAAAAGUUCCGUAGAGCCUGUGGAAGACGAGCCAAAGGGAAAAACAAAGCCUCCAACGAGUUCUCGACCUCGAAGGACCACAACAUUGAGCGCGCAAAAUGGCGACGACGACGAUAUCGAUGUUUAUGAAGAACUUUUCGCUGCUGUGAUGACCGCCACAGACACCGACGAUCGACCGUUGCACACAAUGUUCCAAUUAUUGCCAUCGAAGAAGCUCUAUCCGGAGUACUAUCAGGUUAUCGAGCAUCCGAUCGACCUGAAAUUCAUCGCCAACAAAAUCCAAACGAAUGCCUAUGAGAACUUGACUGAAAUGGAAAAAGAUUUGUCGCAAAUGACAAAAAAUGCGUGUCUCUUCAACAAACCGGGAUCGCAAAUUUACAAAGACGCCAAGACGUUACGGAAAAUAUUUACUUCCAAGAAAAUCGAGUUGGAGAGCGGAAGAUCCAUCAAGACGCAACAAAACAAGAAGCCCAGUCAAGCGCUGAGUGCUCAAAUUGCCGCCUUGGAAGACGAACAAGAUGGCACUGAUGACGAAAAUAACGAGGAAGAAGACGAAGAUGAAGGUCCCAUGAGACAAUUGUUCGACAUUUUGUACAACACAGCAACAACAAAUGGUCUUAAUGCAGGCGCCCCACUUGGCGAGUCAUUUUGGAAGUUGCCGAACAAGAGAUUCAAUCCGGACUACUACACAACCAUCAAAAAGCCGAUUUCCAUGGGACAGAUUAGGAAUAAGAUGAUCAAAGGCGAAUAUGCGAACAUUACCGACAUGACUUCUGAUCUCUUUUUGAUGUUGGACAAUGCGAAAAAGUGGUUUCCAUCGACUAAUCGAGUUUACAAGGACGCAGAAAAGAUGAGAAAACUCUUGAACCAAAAACUCGUCGAUGGAAGUCUCGAUCAAGACGACUCCGACGAGGAAAACGAGUCCGAGGAAGAAGAGGAAAGCGAAGAAGAGUCAUCAGAAGAUGAACAAAUCAUCAAGAAACCAACAAGAAAAUCAUCGAUUGCCUCGAGUACGCCUGCAAAACCCCUCUUGCCUGCUAGUGGAAGCAAAUCUGUAGCAAACAAUCCCGCAAUGAAGAAAAAAUUACUGGCAAUUCACGAACAUUUAAUCGACUUCACAGUCGAUGGACGUGCCAUUUGCAUCAAUUUCCUGGAAAAACCAUCGAAAAAACUGUAUCCCGACUAUUACAAAGUCAUCGCGGAGCCAAUUGACAUGCAAAUUAUCGAAAACCGCAUAACGCAAGACAAAUACGAGACUUUAGAUGACGUUCUUGCCGAUUACCAACUUUUGUUUUCGAAUUGUCGCAAAUAUAACGAGGUCAAGUCACAAAUUUAUCAAGACGCUAAUACAUUAGAAAAAGCUCUGAAGAAACAAAUUCGUGAACUAAGUGGGGUCCCGGAGCGAAAAUCUAUUCAACGACCGCAUCCGUCAUCGCCUCGAACGCCAAAACGACCGAGAAUUGUGACGCAACGAUGCCAACAACUUUUCGAGACAAUUCGCGAUUAUAAGGAACCAAAGGCAAAACGACAAUUGUCGACGAUUUUCCUCAAGUUGCCAUCAAAAGCUGACUACCCGGAUUAUUAUGAGAUCAUCAAGCAUCCCAUCGACAUGGAUCGAAUUCAGGCGAAAAUCAACAAGUACAACAGCUUGGACGAAAUUGUGCAGGAUUUUGCAUUGAUGUUCGAAAAUGCAUGCACCUACAACGAACCAGACUCCCAAAUUUACAAAGAUGCUCUCGCAUUGCAGCAAAUUUGUGCGCAAACCAAACAAAAACUGCGCGACAUGGAUAACUUGAUUCCGGACGUCCAAUCUGCCGUGCAGGAGAUUUUGUUGUCACUUUUUACGGCAGUUUACAACUUGGAGGACGAAGAGGGACGUUGCCUGAGUGAUUCUUUAGCCGAGUUGCCUGAAUACGAUCAAGACGGGGACGAAGGUGACAAAAAAGUUCGAGCAAUUUCGUUGGAUUUAAUCAAACGUCGUUUGGAUAAGGGACUUUACAAACGUUUGGAUGCAUUUCAAGAAGAUCUUUUCAUGGUGCUUGAUCGCGCACGACGACUUUCACGCACCGAUUCGCAAGUUUUCGAAGAUUCGAUCGAGAUGCAGCUCGUUUUCCUGAAAAAACGAGACGAGUUAUGCAAAAAUGGAGAUAUUUUGCAGUCACCAGCCCUUUUGUACACCAUUUCACAGUUCAAUAGUGCCGUCGAGGAGUUGCGUCAAAGCAAACAGCUCGAAGAACAAAAGGACGAAGCGCCAUCCACGGAAGAAGAAACGUCGCAAGAACCGCUAAAUGUGCAGGAGCCCGGCGAAAGUAUGACAAUUGACGAGCAAAAGUAUUCGCCCGGUGACUUUGUGUACUACGAGUUGCCGGAAAAUGAUGUUCCUGGAAUAAUUUACAUAACGCGCUUGUAUACGGACUCUGAAAAUGUCCAAAUGAUGGAAGGAAACACGUUUUUCCGACCGUACGAAACAUAUCAUAUACCGACGCGACGCUUUAUGGAGCAAGAAGUCUUCAAAACGGACCAACAUCUCUCGGUGCCACUGAGCAAAAUCAAAGGCAGAUGCUUCGUUAUGUGCAUCCGCGACUACAUUCAAAAGAAACCCGAGGGUUUCGAGGACAAGGAUGUCUAUGUGUGCGAAUCUCGGUAUCAGACACGUGCCAGAUCCUUCAAAAAAAUCAAAAUUUGGAACAAUUUCAAUGCGGAUGUGCGAUUCACGACACGCGAGGAGCCUUUGGAGAUAAAUCGGGUGCAAUCUGUGUUCAAAAAUAAGUCAAAGGAGAAAGAAGCACCCAAAGAAGAAAUUAAUUUUGAAUUGGAUCUCGCCUUAGAUACGCUCGAGAAGCAGCGACCAAACGUAGUUUUGAAUGUAGAAGGUGCCGAAGAUGGAAAUACGUACUAUGAGCAAUUUAAUACGGUGGCUGCUGGUGUUGUGAAGACUGGAGAUUUUGUCUAUGUGGCUACCGAAGCUGGAAAACAAUGUGUUGCUCAAAUUUGUUCCAUUUGGGAGUCAAAAGAGGGAAAAUCCUUCUUCCGUGGACCUUGGCUCCUAAAUCCCUUGGAAAUUCCAUCGUCACUCAUCCAGACGUGCUACAAACAAGAGCUCAUGCUUUCGACAGUACAGGAAACCACGCAAACUGCCUCCAUUGUGGGUCGUUGUUGCGUUCUAGAGUACCUUGACUACUCGACACGUCGUGCCACGGAGAUCCCCGAGUCAGAUGUCUUCAUUUGCGAGUCCAUUUACGACGAAAUGAAGAAGCAACUUAACAAAAUCUCGCAACCGGGUGCCAUUCGGAAGUUUACGCACUCCAAAAGUGUGACGCCCGACGAAAUUUAUCACUUCAAACGGGCGAUUACGCCGCAAAAAGACAUGAAAAUCGAAAAUGGGGAGUUGGUAUGCGUGAACGAUACGUCAGCGACGGAGGACGAUUUGGAUGCAAGUCUGCCCGAUACGCCAAAUAAUUCGCAAUCGUCAUACAUUUCGACGCCGAACAACAAAAAUAAGCCCGGCGGACGACAUAAUCGAGGAAAAGUUGUCACCGGAUAUAUUUUGUACUCGAGUGAGCAGCGGAAGGAUCGAUGCGAAUUGAAUCCAGGCAUGUCAUUUGGGGAGAUUUCGCGCAUGUUGGGCGACGAAUGGCGGAAUAUGGAUCAGAAAGAUCGCUCCGUGUGGGAAGAUAAGGCGGCAAAAUUGAAUGAAGCUGCCAAAAUUAAGUGGCGCGAAGAGAAUGCGCAUUUGAUGAAUCAACCGCCAGACCCGAAUGCCUUGACACCGGGACAAGGAUUCUUGCAAAAUCGUGAAAAUCCGAUACCAAAUCAAAUAUUUGAUUGUCGUUGGCGCAAAUGCGACUUCCAGUUCGAAGAUCCGGCGGAUUUGUUAGAUCAUUGUAUCACCGAGAAAGAUGGCUGCCUGCAAAGACACCUGAACCAAACCGAUGAAAAACCUGAAUUUUAUUGCCUUUGGCGUAGUUGUGUAAGAUUUAAGCGAGGUGCUCCGCCAUUCCCCAACUCCAUGCGACUUCUGAAGCACGUACGAGACAUUCACGUGUACAAACACAUGGGAAAAAUGGUCAAACCUCAUGAUCGGAACAAAAAUUUCGUGCCACGCCGAACGCCACUUUUACCAAAGCCCAAAAUCGAGAACGAUUUGCUCAUGUCGCCGUUGUCUCACAAGCAAUACAUGCCGCCGCCGCCACACCAGCAACCUCACAUGACACACCAAAUACCAAACCAAAUGGGAUACUAUCCGCCGCAACAACAACCGGGCCAGCAACAAUUUAUGCAACAUCCUGCAUAUCAGCCGUAUGCCAAUGGACAGCAAAUGCUCACGCAAGUACCCAAUCAAACGGCAUUCGCUCCGCAAAUGCAACAACCGUCUUUAUUGCAAUUUGCUGCUCCUCAACCUGACCCGUUAUUUGUGAGUGUUCCUCCACGACCACAGCGAGUUUUGCAUUCAGAUGCCUAUAUCAAAUACAUUGAAGGUCUCCAAGCGAACACGCCGAGCAUAACGCCCUAUGAACGAGCAAUCGAGGCUACCGAAAUGGAGACAGCACCUCCAUUGCCAGUUUCGCGCUUACCGGGACACUGGCUCGGCAAAGCAGGACGCGAGAAACCGGACGAUGUCGUAAAUGCCCUCUGGAAUUUACGGAACUACAUGAUGAAAGAUGUCGUACAGCUGUACAAAAGUUACUAGACUAUCCCAAAAAACCUAGACAAAAAUCAGAUUUUUAUGACGUAAAAGGGUUAAUAGAUUUAGUUCAAUUUUUUUUUUAUAAUAGAGAAUAUUUGAGUUUUUGAUUAGUUGAGUUAGGCGCGCGUUAAUACGUUUUUACACACUUUUUAGAUACGAGAAAGAGAGCCAAAAUUGAAACAGAGUUCAUUAAUCACGUGAUCUGUAUUUGAAAAACAAGAAAAAAUAAAGAUAUUUUUAAGUAAUACACAAUUUAUAGUUUUGAAUUCGUUGCUUUUGUUUUGUGCAGCGACAAUUUCUGGCUUGCCAACUUCAAAACGUCCGUCGCACAUCCCCAGCAAAGUGUUACUCCCGCGCCUCCGUGUCCGUAAUUUUGAAUAACUGGCAGUUUAUGACCUUUUUGCGUUUCGUAGUCCUCAAAUUCAAUUCUGACGGAGGUUCUUCCCGGUCGGAGACCGACCCAUUCACGGAUAACGGGAGCAUUUUUGAGACCUUUCACGAUUCGCGUACAUCCAACCAUGAUAAAUUCGCGAUCUUUCGGGCAGGGUUGCGUGUUGAAGUCGUUUUCUUGAUGGGUGCCGCCGAUAAUACAAGUUUCUGUGUUUGGGAUCACGUAAUUUCCGUCAUCGCUGUCAUCCAAGAAGGCAUGGAAUUGCCAAGGAGCUGAUACACGAGCUACUUGUCCUCGAAUUGGUUUGACUUGGGAGUCGUUUAGGAGACUUUUGGCACCUAAUCCGGUGCAA